Molecule: messenger RNA, 183 nt
Organism: Racocetra persica
Lineage: Eukaryota; Fungi; Glomeromycota; Glomeromycetes; Diversisporales; Gigasporaceae
Source: the annotation of a GenBank genome assembly
CCUGCAUAUGUAGUGAUGCUUUGUCAGGAGCUCUCCAACGAGCAGACUGAAUCAUUUAUUCGUAAUUCAGCUGGGUUGGCCCUAAAGAAUUCGCUAGUGUCAUCGGAAGCUUCACGAAGAAAUGAAAUUACACAGAGAUGGUUAAAUAUGGAUGAGGCAACAAGACAACAAAUUAAGCAAGCG